CAAAAUUAGCAAAUGAUAAAGUAUGUUUUUCGCCGCUGGAAUUGAGUCAUCGGUAGAAUUUAUCAGGAGGGUUCUUUACUAGGAUUUAUACAUUGCCUAGUUCAUUUGGAAACCUCUCUCCACGGCAGAUGUUGAGUUAAAGACGAUAAUUGUAGGAUAUUUAAGAUAUUUUGUUUGUUUUGUGUGAAGCUGAUGUGAUUUUUCCCUAUGGAGAAUUGCUUGGAUUGUUAAACUUAUUAUGGCUGGAUAAAUACUUGGAAUUUAUAGGAGAACCAGGGAAGUUAUCACUAUGACUACGACAGUCGAGGAGUUUAUGGAGCAUGCACUUGUCGUGUGGGUGAAGACUGUAAGUAAAGAUGGUGGUUCGCUAAACUAUGCGAACUUGAUCGACGGCAAGUAUCUGAAUGCUGUAAUGGCAAAGAUAAAUUGCCGUUCAAGCGAUGUUUCUGUUAGUAAUGAAUUGAAUGGAGAAGUUAACUCGAGGAUACAGAACCUUGAUCGCCUUCUUAAGAGCAUCAAAGUUUACUAUCAGGAUAAUCUAGAGCAGUUGGUAGUGAUGGAGUUGCCAAGGAUCUUCACCAUUGCCAAGGAUCCAGUCAGCGAAGAGGCCUUCGGGGAGAUUCAGAAGCUGCUACUGUUGCUACUAGGCUGCGCCGUACAAUGUGAACUGAAGCAGGAUUUUAUUGAGGGCAUUAAAUUACUAGAUAUCAAUGUACAGCAUGCUAUUGUCAACCAUAUCCAAGAGAUUACAGAUAACAAUGAGAAUGUUUGCAGUCUGAACUGGGGUGAUUUUGCAGACUUGUCGAUGGAGCAGCUCGACUUGCAGUCACGUAACAUGUUCAACCAAAUGAAGCGGCUCGUUAAGGAAAGAGAUAAUUAUUCGGAGACAAUAAUGGAGCUUAGCCAGGAAAAAGAUUUCCUUCAGGUGCAAAUGGAAGGACGCAAGAGCAUAUCUCCGCCGAUGAGUCCUACCGCUAAUCGACAUCAAUUGACAGUGGAACUCGCCGAGACCAAAGCAAAGUUGCGAAGGACACGGCAGGAGAUGGAAGACAAGUCGGAACAAGCAUUAGAAUAUAAGGAAGAACUAGAAAAGUUCGGACAGCAGCUGCUUAAGCUUCGGCAAGAGAAUUUAACUUUAAUGCAAGAUGCGAGAUCUGCACGUAUAUACAGAGACGAACUUGAUGCACUAAAGGAACAAGCAAGCAAAGUAGACAAGUACGAAAAUGAAAUAAGUAAAUAUAGAGAAAGACUCAACGAAAUGGAAUAUGUAAAGAGACGAGUUGAGGAACUCCGGCAGGAUAAUCAGCUUCUCCAUGAGACAAAUGCAUUACUCCAGGAUCAAGUUGAAACUUUCCAAAGCAAGGGGGAUAGAAUACGGGAAUUAGAAGCUGAUCUCUUGCGAUAUAAGUCACAGAUUGACAAUCUUCAGGAACAACGCGAGGCUGACAACGAUAAGCUGCAGGAGUUAAUUGAGGAGAAUGCGAGGCUGCAGAUGGAUCAUCGUCAGAGUUUGAACGAAUCCGCAUCAUUGGGUCAUGAACUUGAGAUGGCUAAACUUGUUUCACCAUCUGGAAAUUCUCUGUCAAAAGAAUACAAUGAUUCAGCUUCAAGCAAAAUUCUGAAACUUGAACGGGAAAAUCAAAAACUUUUGAGUGAGUUACAAACAUUGCAAGAAAGCUUCCAGACUGAUAGCAAAAGCAAAUUAUUAGAAAAGGAGAAUGAAAGACUUUGUCGGAAAGUAGAAAAACUUCAAGCUGCCAGCUCCUCUGAAAUGCAAAACUUUCUUGAACUGGAAACUGAAAACAGCAAUUUAAAAAAAGAAAAAGGACAGUUGGAAGAAGCAAUGCAGACAGCAAAAGAAAUGAGUGAGAGGCAGCUGAAAGAACAAGAACUUGAAAAUGAACAACUAACUCAGACAAUUGAAACUUUAAGAGAACGAAAUCAGAAAAAUGUUGACCACCGGAUUAGGGAUAUUGAAAAUGAGAAUCGUAAAUUACAUGAAGAGAUGAAAGAGUCUCAAAGUAAAUUAUCAAAAGUUGAAUAUGAUAAUAAGCAGUUACAGAAGACACUUGAUAAGCUAAAAGAUAAUGCAAAUAGGUUAGAGGAACUGCAAAAAACUCAUUCUGAUUCUGUCAGAGAGAAUGAUAAAUUGAGUCGAACUGUUGAUAUGUUAAAUAUUCGUUGCGAUCGUUUUGAGGAAUUAGAACAUGAGAACUCGGUGCUUGAGGUUCAAAAAGAAAAAAUGGAAAAUGAGAAGCUCCAGCAGGAGCGAUCUCUUACAGAGCUUAGGGUGCAUUGUCAGAAACUUGAGCAAUACGAGGCUGACAACGUCCAAUUAAGAUCCCGUCUGCAGACUCUCCAGAAGACUCUGGAUACUAUGAAAGACAACAUGUCAAAAGUUCUGGAAUUAGAGCAUGAUAAAGAGGAGUUAGACAGACAGAAUAGACAAUUACAAAAGUCAAUCGAGGCUCUGAAGUCAAGUCAGGAAAGAGGUAGUCAGUUGGAGGUGGACUAUAUUGAGCUUGAAACACAGAAUAAGCAAUUACAAAAAUCUAUUGAACUUAACAAAAUGAAGAUAGAGAAAUUAGAAAAGGAAAAUCAAGAAUUGGAUAACCAUGUGGAGAGAUUGAAAGAAGAUCUUAAGAAGUCUUCAGAAUCUCUGAAGCUGUCUAGCAAGAUGGUUGAAGAUCUUGAGAAAGACAAUAGGACACUUGAGCUUGAGAAGGAGACGGUAGAGAAAGACAAGCGAAGACUCGACAAAGAGAACACUCGCUUGAAGAUGUCUUUAGAAGGAAAAGACAGUGAAAUUGAUGAAGCGUCUACAAAGAUUGCAACACUUCAACGGGAGGUUAAACAUGUCCAAAAGUCUGCCGAAAAGAACAAGGAGAUUGCUGAAAGAGUAAAAGAGCUUGAAGCAGAAAAUCGUGAUCUCGUGAAGCAAUCAACUCUGGAUAAAAAAACAUUGGCAACACUUAGAGAGGAACUGGUAAAUGAGAAGAUUCGGACUCAACAACUAGACAAUGAUUUAGAAAAACUGUCAACAGAACUGGACCGUAUUGGGCUCAAUAAGGAUAAAUUGUUGAGGGAAGAAUUAAGAGAAGAUGAAAGUCGUUACAAAGCACUUCAGAGCCAAAUGGAGGAUACACUAAACCGAAGCCUCGAGAUCAAGGAGGAAAAGAUCAAAGCACUAGAACAAAGGGGCAGAGAGUUACGGAGUUUAGGAGCAGAAAAUGAAACAGAGGGUUCACUGAUGUGUAUAAGAGACAGGGUUAAGCGUGAGUACAGCAGUCUUCAGCAACGAACACUGGAAGAAGAAACUGGCAAUAGUAUGGAAGAACCAGGAAGGGCAUCGGUCAAGAGAACCGAUAGCGACAAAAUUCAUGCAAAACAGAUUAUUCAAAUGAAGGAUCAUUUGGUUGAGUUGGAACGCGAGAAUGCAACCCUGUUAGCAGAAAAUACUAAUUUGAAAUCACAGAAUGAAACAUUUAUUACUCAGACAACCACCCUCCAAACUGACAAUAAAUCCUUCCAGUCAAAGAUAAAUAGCCUACAGGAUCAAAAUUCAAACCUCCAAUCCCAGUAUGCAAAACUGCAAGUGGAACAGGCCACAAUUGGUUCCCAGAAUUCAACACUGCAAUCACAAAACUCGCACCUCCAAAGCCGGCUCUCAAAACUAGAGCUGGAGGAAGAGCAAUCCAAAUCAAAGUUAGAAGACAUGGAUAAGACUUAUGAAUCACUCUUAGGCAACUACGAUCAGUUGACACAGCUCCAUGAAUCUCUUAAUUCGGAGUACGAAAGUUUGAUCAAUGAACACAGCGCCCUCAAGGGAGAAAUGAAAACAGUGAAGAGUGCAUUUGAAAACAAGAAAGUGCAAUGUGAGGAGAUGGAGAAGAAGAAGGAGGACAUGCUUCUCUUGCAAAGCUCUCUUCGCCAAGAGGAAGAUACCCUUAGGAAAAUGAAAAGGGAGAGAUCUUCUGCCACGUUAGAGCGGGAUCAUGAGUCAUUGCAACACAUUCACAAACGAUUGAAAAAGGAGUAUGAGGAGCUUGAAGAGAAGCAUAACACAGUUAAAGGAAAAUACAGGACGUUACAACGUGAUCACACAGUCCUUCAGGGUGAACUCCAUGACGCUAAAGACAGGUGUCAACAAAUGGAUAUUGAAACCACAAAGAUAGCCCACCGAUGUGAGAUGUUAAAUCAUUUAAAUGGUAAUUUAGAGGAAGAGAACAAAAAGCUGAUGGAACAGUUAAGUCAACUUAUGGCACAGAAUCAGGAAUUGCUAGUGUCAACACUUGAAAGCAAGGAACUGCAUCAUGAAGAGCAGAAACAACUGGUGGAAAAAUUGAAUAAUUUACGUCGGCAGAAAGAAAAGCUUGAAGAAAAAAUUAUGGACCAAUAUAAAACGUCGCCCCCUAAGAGCGGUACUCUUAGCUUAGAGAGUGAGCUUAGCUAUCAGAACACACUCUGUUCAUGGAAUAAGGGAGGAGGAAUUAGUGGUUUAUUAAAACGAAUUCAUAAGCCUCGCAAUAAAGAGAAAUCUAAGAAGGAACGUAAGUACUCCCUCGGCAAUGACAGCCUAGACUGUGCCAUGGACAGUCCCGGAGAAACAUCCUCAAUUGGCUCAGGUGGUGGGGAGUCAAUAGAUGGAAUCGCAGUAGAAGCGGUCAGACAACCAGCUGAUACCGAUAUCGUGAUGAGUGAUGACGACCUGGGCAAUCAGUCCUACAUACGUCGUAAACAUAACCGUUCGAAGGCAUCAGCCCAGCACCGCAAGUCCAUGCCGGCCUACGUUCACGAAGCCCAACGUGAACCGGUCCUACAGAGAAAAGAAGCUGUCCAUAGUAGUCUAUCAUCCGAAGACCUUCGAAUGUCAAAAGAUGACUUGGACUCUCUGUCAAGUACCUCGUCCACUAAGCGAGCACCGCAAGCCAGACGCUCCAGUUUUGAGCAAGCCCUAGAGGCUUACCCCUCCCUGAAUCUCUCCGAUGCUUUUCCCCAAGAUUCAGAUUUCGCUGACUAUGAAUUUGAACGUGCCCAAAGUCUUGAUGAUAAUUGUUCCCCGGGAAGUGAUCGCCGAGGCACUAAGGGAUUGAUGUCACGUAUACGCAGCCGUUCUCGCGAGAUUCUCGAUGAUCUCCGUUACAAUUCUGCAUCAAAUUUAUCCAAAAUGGACCAGUCAGAAAGCCAAGUGUCUUUUCCUAUUGAAGAACCAGUCAUGACAUCAACAAUUGUGCAAGGAGAAGAGACAUCGAUUUCAACUGGUGCUACUUACUCAUCUGGCAAUAGAUAUUCUGAGCGUCUAGACCUUAACAUAACACCACCAAUCCCAGGUGCCUCAGAUGACCGAAUAAACUCCUCGACUAAUAACUCCAUCAUAUCUAAUAUGACAUACGAGGAUGAUCUCAAUGAUGCUGACAUAAAUUGUAGCCAGUAUUCAAACUCUAGGCCGAAUCCAGGAUAUAAUUCCCCGACUCACAUCAACAGCCCUCAGGGACCAUCAUCUUCGACCCCGAGAUCUAAUAAUCUUAAUCCAUCAGUAUAUGCUGCGAUUCCUUAUCACAAGUUAACACCUACUGACCGGACCACACCCCCAACCAUCACUAAAAAAACGCCACCUGUUAGUCAUAAAGUACUGCAACCUAAACCGCGGUAUCCACAGAAUCUAAACAGCCCAAGAACCAGUACCUCGUCACAGGAGAAUUCCCCACGAGAAUCUGUAAAUAUUCCAGUUGAUACUGUAAACAUACCCUCCCCACGGACUCCGCGAGACAAAAUUAGGCAUCCUCCAAUUGGCCGUAAUAAAUCAAAUGCCUUCUCUUUCGAACAUUCCAACUCACUACCACGCAAAAACAGCCUCCCUAAACAGGUUUAUGAGAAGCCAGCAAAGAUCUAUGGAUCAGAAUCAAACCUGGCAAGCAAUUCCACAAAGGUCACCCCCGGGGAUUGCAAGGGUAAGGGAAAAGUGCCGACAAAGAGUUUGGAGGAUGCCAAUAACUCAAUAGAUAAUUCUAAAGAUGCUAAGAAAGAGAACUCUAUCUGGUAUGAGUAUGGAUGUGUGUAGAGCUUAUUUCUAAACUCGAAUUGACAGUGAUAAAAGACCUACUGUAGUUUUAAUUUACUCUUCCAUUGAUAACAUAAAUAGAAUGUUUGUAAUAGAAGAUGAAGGCCAUUCAGAACAAUUCAGCUUGCUUAUAUGUAUAUAUUUGGUAGUUUUUGAGCAUUAUAAUACAUAGAUUUAUCAAUGAAGUUAAUUAAUUGUAAUUUUUUUUCUUUUUAAUCUUUGUUUUAAAAGUUUUUGCGUAGUUGAUGUGGAAAUUAAAUGCAGAAUGUAUAUGUGAUCGUUGGUGCUCUUGGGGUUUUUUCCCACCAUUUUUAUCACUUUGAAAAAUUAUCUAGUUUUUAAAAUAAUUAAAUUGAUGCCCAGUAAUUAGUUACAAGAACAAGACUUGAGUCUUCCCCUAAAAAAUAAUGAUUAUAACUUGUGCAAGUUUAUUAAUUUUAUAGAUAAACUUGAAUGAAUUUUUUUCAAGAAAUUCCUUGUAUAAUGCUAGUUGAACUCUGGAGUAAACGUGUGUGAUAAACCACACUAAAUUCUGUAUUCAUUUCCAAUGGUCAGUGAUAUCACCUAUUGAGGUUUUCCCCAUUCUACAGGAACUAGUUGAAAAAACAUUUUUAACUUUACAAUUUUAUUACUAUCGAACAUAAAUUAAGCGCUAUUUUUGUCGUAUUUGACCAGAAUCUUUAGUGUGUCAUACAUGAUAUCAAUUCUUAUUGAUAUAACUUGCUUAAUCAAUUGUUUUUCGAAACAGUGGAUGGUAAAAAGCAAAAUAUUUUCGGUCCAUGCAAUUUCAUUUGAGUGUAGUCACCAUUCUCUGUUGCACUUUCACUGGUUAUGGCAUUGCUUUCAUGUACAAACCACGCUGCUUCGGUUACUGUCUUUACUCAAUCCACACUGCUUCGGUACUCAAUUCACGGGAAGGUGAAGUGUAACUAGCAUGAAACAAAAAUAAAAAACAAAUGCAAAAAUUAUAUAUUUCUGCUUUCUGUAAGCACCACUGCAUAUCCAGGUAUGAUAUUUCUGCAAUUCAAAAAUCGGUUUUCGCUAUUUCUGGCAGCAUUGUUGUGUUGCCAGAAAUGGUAUACAGUACUAAAACAUCAUUAUGCAUUGUGCAACAUGAGUUAAAGAUAAUCACAGUGGUUCUGCCCUUUGACCUCCAGGAUCACUAACUUUCCUCAUGAUAUGGGUCUGUUUAGUUUUUCUUGAAUAUCAUGCCUGAAAUUGCACUCAACUUUCUGAUAUAUAAUCCCAUAAUAAAGUAUUUGUAGUUUAUAAUAAUAUCAUCCAAAGAAUCCGUGAACUAUACCCCAAAGAUAUACAAGACAAUAAUUGUCUCUAGGUAUUGUGAUCAUCAUAUUUUAUUAAGAGAGUUCAGCUUUAUACCCAAUUUACACAAGACAAAUGUUACACAUAAUGUGUUGCAAGAAAAAUUAUAUACCUGCUACUGUUAAAAGGUGCAUCCGUGUGAGAUUCACUCUGGCCUUGUGUGUAUCUUCAUGAUCCGUGUAUGAAUUGUUGACUUUUGACAGUGAGGAAUACAGUCUGUAACAUUCUGUCUUGUAAAUUAGAUAUAUAGUACACUCUGCAAUUCGAGACCCCACUAAUUCCGAGACCAUUUUUUCAAAGAACCGUAACAAUCUUCAAUCUUUUAACACAAAUGUAAUGCUAAAUAAGUGGAGACCAAACCACAUUUUCAGGUCCCAAUUUUGGGGUUGAAUUGGAGGGUGAACUAUAAUUACCUGUUAGAAUCCAAUUAUGAUUAUAAAUAUGCGGUCAGGGGUGGUGCCAGGAAUUGCCUGAUGAGGGCUCCAAGCUUCCCUACAAGGGGAAUUUCAUUAUGCAAACAGAUCAAAUAAUAAUAAAUAUAAAUUGUACUGCUAGUAAAGAUACAUGUUCCUUUGGUAAAUAAUUGGUUUAAAUAACUAGAAGAUAUAUUUUAACAUUAAUAGAUGAAUAACCUAGAGGAUGUGAAUUGGCUUAUAUCACUCUCACAGUUUGAAUGUGUCUAGAUAUUCUCUAAAUCGUUCACCAUAAAAAAAACAAUUUUAGGGAUAGUAGUGCUUGAAAGAUACAGAUAUGCUCUCAUGUGGCCUCUUUAGGGUUUUCGUUCUAAACACUUAAAAAAAAAUAAUCAAAUUAAUUAACAAAAUGUACAAAAAUAUUGCAAUGUGGAUGGCGGGUUUUGAGAUCUUUGUUAAAUAUGAUUUUUUUUUUGUAAAUUACCGGUAAUCUUUUGGUAGAUAACAGUACUUUUUCAUUGGUACUCUUUUAUUUAUUUAUUUUUCUCCUUUUUUUCAUUAACCUACGAAGUUUUUUAGUACAAUGGUACACAUGUUUUUUCUGUGUAAUGUAGAAACAGAUACAAGGUAUUUAAACAAACUAUUGUGUAUCUUUCUCCAAAUACUGUAUCUUGUAUGGUACACACUUUUUCAGUAUAUAAUUACCAUAGAUGGUAAACAUUACAAUGAUUUUGAUUGGUUAAUGGCGUGCUGACUUGUGCUGAUGAAAAUUAUGUUUAAAUAUCAACAAUAUUAAAGGAUUGUGAAUAUAAAUUUAUUGUAUGAUUAUUUACAUAGAAUGAAAUUGUGACAAAAUAAUUUGAAUAUUGCUAGAAGAAUUAUAGUUCUGUAAUUCUAUUAUAUGAAUAAUUUGUGAAAGGAAUUUAUGAACAACACAGCUUCCUUCACGUAAAACUUUCUAUCAUGCUAUUUCGUAUUAGUUUGAACGAAUGUUGAAAUGUUGUUGAAUGUGUAAAUAAUAAAGUAGAUGUCAUUCACAAAAUGAA
Molecule: messenger RNA, 8843 nt
Organism: Anneissia japonica
Lineage: Eukaryota; Metazoa; Echinodermata; Crinoidea; Comatulida; Comatulidae
Product: girdin-like
Exons: 27
Coding region: 290-6061 (1923 amino acids)
Biological process (GO): cytoplasmic microtubule organization; cytoskeleton-dependent intracellular transport
Cellular component (GO): centrosome; cytoplasm
Molecular function (GO): microtubule binding; dynein light intermediate chain binding
Source: RefSeq, a predicted model, not a curated record